AUGUGUCAACACCGCCAAAACCAACCCGAAACCACAAACAACUCCCAACCUCCACCAGACACACCAGCCUACAAUGAUCCCUUCCCCUGGCAUCUGGGCGCCUUUGACGCCCACUGCCAUCCAACCGACACAAUGUCCUCCAUCGCCUCUCUCGCCACCCUCAACACCCGCGUCCUCACCAUCAUGGCCACUCGCUCCCAAGACCAGCAACUCGUCGCAGAUGUAGCGUCCAAACACGGCAUUACAGAUUCAGCAUCAAUCUCAACAUCAUCCUUAGAUUCUUCCGAUCCAGCACGCAAAGGAUGCAAAGUCGUUCCAGCGUUUGGCUGGCAUCCCUGGUUCUCCUACCAGCUAUACGACGACUCCAUCCCCAAUCCCACAUUCAACAAUAAAUCUACCGAGCAAGAUGCCAAAAUCGCUCACUACAAAGCCGUUCUCUCUCCCACUCCCCAAGACAAGUCCUUCCUCUCUUCUCUCCCUACUCCAACCCCCUUAUCAGCCCUCAUAUCGUCCACCCGCCAACAUCUCACUUCUUUCCCCCUCGCGCUCGUCGGAGAAAUCGGCCUCGACAAGGGCUUUCGUCUUCCCCAACGGCGACUCCCCGACGACGAUUCCUCUCGAGACGAGAGCCUCACCCCCGGUGGACGCGAAGGCCGGCUCCUCAGCCCCUUCAAAGUGCAGAUGCAGCACCAGCAGGCCAUCAUGCAGGCCCAAUUACGAUUGGCAGGAGAAAUGGGCAGAGCCGUCAGCGUGCACGGCGUACAGGCUCACGGCGUGUUAUACGACACAAUAGCAGUCUGCUGGAAAGGCCACGAGAAAAAAGUCCUAUCCCGUAGAGAGAGAAAGAGAAUUGCCCCUGGCGCCGAAGAAUUUUCCUCCUCCUCAGACGACGACGACGACGACUCAUCUUCCGACGGCACGCCCAGCACAGAGAAGAAAACCCAGAAGAAGAAAGUCGGCGGCAGGCCCUUUCCGCCGCGGAUAUGCCUUCACUCGUACAGCGGCAGCGCCGACAUGCUCAAGCAGUGGUUCCACCCGGCCGUCCCCUCGACCGUCUUUGUCUCCUUCUCCACGGCCGUCAACAUGAGCACCGACGGCGGCAAGACCAAGCUCGCCGCCAUCGUGCGCGCCGUGCCGGACGACAGGAUCCUCGUGGAGAGCGACCUGCACACGGCGGGCGGCGAGGCGGAGGCGCUGCUCGAGGACAUGUAUCGGCUCGUGUGUGAGAUUAAGGGGUGGCAGCUUGAGCAUGGGGUUGCUACGAUAGGGGCCAACUUUGAGAGAUUUAUACUAGGAUAG
This is a messenger RNA of Trichoderma aggressivum f. europaeum, 1299 nucleotides long. RefSeq lists its product as uncharacterized. The transcript has a single exon. Gene Ontology annotation, molecular function: hydrolase activity, acting on ester bonds. Bases 1 to 1299 code for a protein of 432 amino acids. The record is from RefSeq and is a predicted model, not a curated record. NCBI's taxonomy places the organism in Eukaryota, Fungi, Ascomycota, Sordariomycetes, Hypocreales, Hypocreaceae.